GCUCAAAGCAGAGGUUGAUUUCCGUGCGAGUUUGCGCCGCGCGAGUUUAUGUUGUUGCAUCUUGGAGUGUAAGCGUCAUGAUCGAGACAUUCAAACAGAAGGCACAGAAGGCAUCCGCCGCGGCCAGCGCGGCCGUGAAGCAGGGGGUGGAUGCCGCGAAGUCUGCCAUGGGCUCGGACCCGCCGACGAGGCACGGGCAGGCUAGGGCGGACCCAGAGAGCUUGGCGCAGCUCUGCGCCAUGGGGUUCCCCAGGCCACAGGCGGAGGCCGCCCUGCAGCAGGUUGGCGGGCAGGACACGGAGGCCGCGAUCGCCUUCCUCUGCCAGCAGCACGGACAGACCGAGCCCGCCGGCUCCCGCGCGGGCGACUCGGAGUCCCCGAGCACGCGGUUGGUCCCGACUUUCCGGCUCGACGACGACGGGGAGCGCUACAGCCCGAGCCAGUGGGUCGAGGUCCACUCGAUGAGCGGCGGCGCCGCCGCGCGGGCGCUGAACGGGGAGGUCGGGCAGAUCGUGUCCUACGUCUCCGAGCAGGAGCGCUUCUUGGUCGAUUUCGCUGGCCAGCCCAGGCUUCUCCGGGCCGCGAACCUCCGGGAGGCGUCUGGGGCGGUCAAGGCGAAGGCCACGGUGCAGGCCACCGUGAAGAGCGCGCGGAGCUCGAUGAAGGACGCCAAGCGGCGCGCAGAGGCCUUCUUUGGGGGCGGGACCGCCUCAUCGAGGCCCUCCGGCGCGCAGCCCCGGGCCAGCGCCGCGCCGGACCCGCCCCAGGGCCACGUCCUCGGCUUCUCGGCUGGCGCGCCCGCGGACCCGCCUUCCCGGCGCGCGGCGCUGGAGGCGGCGGAGCGGCGCUUGGCCGAGGCCAGGGCGCGCAAUUCGGGCACUAUGGAGGACUACCGUCGCUGGCAACGGGAGCAGAUCGAGGCGGGCCAGGGCCAGCCGCUGGCGGCGCCCGCAGCGGCCCAUGCUGGCGCCAGGAGAGGCAUCGCCACGCGCGUCAUCGGCGAGGAGCGGGCGCCCGCGGCGCGCGCGGCGCCCGCGGCGGAGGACGAGGAGGAGGACCUGCAGCGGGCGCUGGAGGCCUCGCUGGCGCCCGCGGGUGCCGCGGCGCCCGCCGCCCCCGGACCGCCGCGAGAGGAGGCGGGCGGGGCCCAAGAGGCGCGGCCGCGGGGCAGCGCGGCGGCCUGCGCGGCAGCCGCCGCGGCGGAGGAGGAGAGGAGCGCGGGAAGCUGGCUAGUCAGUUGGAGGAGCGCCGGCGGCAGGAGCAACGGGUCUGCGAGGAGCGGUCUGCGCUCGAGAACAAGCUGGUCGAGCUGAAGACCGAGGUCGCGAAGCGCGACGUGGUGGACGGCGACGUGGACCCUGCCAGGACAUCGGAUUUCGCCUCCGAGGCCGCGCCCGAGGCCGAGCGUGCCGCCG
Messenger RNA from Prorocentrum cordatum, 1415 nucleotides. The record is from the annotation of a GenBank genome assembly. NCBI's taxonomy places the organism in Eukaryota, Dinophyceae, Prorocentrales, Prorocentraceae.